AUUUAAUUUAUGCUUUCUAAUCCAAUAAUCCGAAUAUAGGCCCCCACACUAAUAUUUUUAACCUCGUUAAUCGUGAAAGAACCACCGCCGGUAUUGAGUAUUGACAACCGAUUUCAAGUAGUCUUCAACUUCAUGACGGAUUGGCAUUGCACAGCUUCGUCCCCAAUCCCUCAUCACUAAAUUCAGAGGAAACUAUGGGGUUCGGAGCCAUAAGAUCCAUUUCCCGACCCGUUUCCAGAGCACUCUUCUUCUCUCACCGGAACAUCUACUCUUUUUCGUCCAUAACAUCGCCUGCCACCUUAUUAUCUUCUUUGUCGCCUGAGAUCCGGCUACCAUUUCGUCCUAAGCUACCUUGGAUUCCGCCGUCCAACGCCUUCCACAGCUUAACGGACACCCGGUACCCGAAGAGGAGACCCCUUCUAAAGACCAAGCGCAAAAGACCAGCCCCAGAACCACCAGGGCCCUAUUCUGGCGUUGCCAGGCGUUUGCCUCAUGAUCCAAAACCCCAAAAGCACCCUAAUGAAGGAAGUGUCAAAAGAAGGAAUGAGAAGAAGAGAAUCAAGCAGCGCAAGGCUUUUAUUUUGUCUGAAAAGAAGAAGCGGACGGCAUUGGUGCAGGAAGCGAAAAGGAAGAAACUAAUAAAAAGAGUUGAGCGAAAGAUGGCUGCAGUUGCCAGGGAAAGGGCGUGGGCUGAAAGACUGGCUGAGCUGCAGAAGCUCGAGGAAGAGAAGAAGGCUACUUCCAUGGCUUAGCGUUCCUUUCUAUUUCAUUUGGUCAGCCAUGACUCUGCCAGCAAGAAUUAUUAUUGCUAAAUGAUUCAUGUACCUUUCUUUUGGGGUUUGCUAUGAAGACUCUCAUUAACUUUUGUUGGGUAUUGUUGCUCUAAAUUGUAGUUACAUGUUAGCUGGCAUGUUUUAUUUUCUUCUUCUUCUUUUGAAGUGGAGUGUUAUAUUGCCGCAUCCCAUAUAAAAAGAAGAUUAUGCUACCUGGUUAGUGAUUGUAUAUUUUGCCAUUGGCAUACCACUUCAUCCCAUAUUCCCAUGAGGCAAUGACGGUUUGAAAUAUUUCAAAUCCAAAUAA
Molecule: messenger RNA, 1080 nt
Organism: Cuscuta europaea
Lineage: Eukaryota; Viridiplantae; Streptophyta; Magnoliopsida; Solanales; Convolvulaceae
Source: the annotation of a GenBank genome assembly